This is a messenger RNA of Notodromas monacha, 525 nucleotides long. The record is from the annotation of a GenBank genome assembly. Lineage: Eukaryota; Metazoa; Arthropoda; Ostracoda; Podocopida; Cyprididae.
UUCAAGGUGGACAAAAAGACGAAGUUUAAAUCGGACCUUCAAACGGGUUCCACCAAAGUACCCGAACCCGUCCAGCGACGGAAAAUCGACGUCGUUUUCCCGCCAAUUGCCGGUGGUUUGGGGAGACCGAGAAGAAAGGAGAAAUUAAGGAAGCUGCCGGAAUUCCCCGUGAUUAAGCAGCUGAAGAAAUCACGAGUGAGGCCAGGAGAAAGGCACAAUGACCUGGCAUGGAACAUACGGCAAUUCAAACAGAACCAGCUGAGAAAUGUGAACUUUUCCUCUGACUUCCUGGCCACACACUCCCAUCCAUGGAGUAAAAGCCCGUGGUCACAAACAGACCUCGUUCGGCUCAAAGCUGGACUCGUUGGAGCUCAAUUUUGGUCAGCUUACGCGCCAUGUGGUUCACAGGAUUACAAUGCUGUGCAAAUUAUUUUGGAGCAAAUCGAUGUCAUCAAACGCUUCAUCGACCAUUACCCGAAAACUCUCGCUUUGGCUACGUCGAGUUCACGUAAGUUCCGACGCCAG